AUGGUAAAGACAUUUCAAGUGUAUUUAGGAGCACAAGGAGGUAGUUCAACUCGAAGCAACAGUAGCAAUAGUAGUUGCAGUAACGGCAGCGACAGUGAUGACCGUACAUAUAGCUGUGUGCAUUGUCGUGCCCAUCUUGCACGUCAUCAGGACCUUAUAUCUAAAUCAUUUCAAGGAAGCCAAGGUCGUGCUUACUUGUUCGAUACAGUCGUCAACGUGUCUUGUGGGAAACCCGAAGAAAGGCUUUUACUCACUGGUCUUCACUCUGUAGCAGAUAUCUUCUGUGAUUGUUGUCAUACUGUCUUAGGCUGGAAAUAUGAACAGGCCUUUGAAUCUAGUCAAAAUAUAAAGAAGGCAAAUAUAUUAUCGAGUUAG
Messenger RNA from Heterobilharzia americana, 375 nucleotides. The record is from the annotation of a GenBank genome assembly. NCBI's taxonomy places the organism in Eukaryota, Metazoa, Platyhelminthes, Trematoda, Strigeidida, Schistosomatidae.